AUGGAUGGUAACCGUUUGGAGAGGGCUUUCGAGGAGGUCGAGGUUUUCGAAGUGGUGAGGAAAAUGGCUAAAGACAAGGCCCCGGGUCCUGACUGGUUCUUUAUGGGUUUCUUCCAAACUUGUUGGGAGGUAUUAAAGGAUGAUCUCAUGAAGGUGUUCCAAGAGUUUUACUCGGAUAGAAAAUUUGAGAAAAGCCUAAAUGCCACUUUUCUUGCUUUAAUACCAAAGAAGAUAUUAGACGCGGUUCUUAUUGCAAAUGAAUGUCUGGACAGUAGACUGAAAGCUGGAAAUGCAAGGAUUAUAUGCAAGCUAGACAUGGAGAAGGCAUUUGAUCAUGUUAAUUGGGACUUUCUCCGAGACCUUCUUGGGAGGUGUGGUUUUGGGGAGAGAUGGAGAUCAUGGAUCCGUUGGUGUAUAUCUACGGUAAAAUUUUCAGUAUUGAUAAACGGAAGUCCAACAGGUUUUUUUAAUAGCUCUCGAGGUCUAAGACAAGGAGACCCGCUGUCCCUUCUACUCUUUGUUAUUGUGAUGGAGGCUUUGAGCAGAAUGAUUUCAGCCCUGGUCGCCAAUGGGCGUGUGACUGAUCAUAACCAAGUUCGAGUACUGAAGGUCCUCCUACUUUGUCUUGAAGCAGUCUCAGGGUUGAAAGUAAACUUGGACAAAUCAAAGAUGGUGCCUAUUGGAGGUGUUCAACGAAUAAGACAGUUGGCUAAUAUUCUAGGGUGUAAGAUUGCCUCACUUCCUUUGACAUAUCUUGGUCUCCCGUUGGUGGCCGUUUCGCGAGCGGCCUCUUUAUAG
Molecule: messenger RNA, 798 nt
Organism: Juglans regia (Persian walnut)
Lineage: Eukaryota; Viridiplantae; Streptophyta; Magnoliopsida; Fagales; Juglandaceae
Exons: 3
Coding region: 1-798 (265 amino acids)
Source: RefSeq, a predicted model, not a curated record